GAGGGAGGGGGCGAAACGCGAAGAGAUUUCGGGGAGCGGUCGAGCAACUGUAAAUUGCAGCGGCGACAACUCACAAAAAUCUCGUUUGCCUAAUAGCCGAGUUCAAGUUGAACGGCUCAAUUUCUCAAUCUAUCAGUCGCCGUCGAAUCAGCGUCAUCAUCGAUUUUUUAAUUAAGACUCACAUAAAUUGAAAAAUACCCGAAUUGACAGACAUUUCAACAACAGUAACAAUGCAGCCGGGCCAAAAAUAGCUGGCUAACUCUGUGGGGAACCCUCAUAAAGUACUGCAACUUAUGGUCCACAGAAAACUGGUUUUUAAUCCCAAAAGAACGAAUUUCUUUUAAACAAAAGAAAAGCUAAGCAAUCUGUGUAAUUAAUCAAAUGAUCUCGGCUUUCGUUUAAAUAUUUCAGAUAUUCCCGUUCGCCGUUUAUUUAGAAUCUAACUUGGAUCUAUGUUGCGUACUUUGGUAGCCGGAAAAAACGCCCAUUAAACGACAAACCAAAUCCCACAUAAAGGCAAAAUAAAUCUCUCAUUCCUCACUUAAAUUCACAUAAAUGUUUUUCGGCUACCGAAACACUUAAAGUCGCUCAUCCCAAAGUGAGAACAUUUAAAAGGCCGAAUCGCCCGAAAGAAAAUAUAUAGUAUAAAAUGAGGCAAAGUUCAUGAACUCAAGAAGGCGAAGAAUUUCUCACACAGCCAUGGCAACGGCGUCAAUUACAUGGCAAUGGAUGGAGAUGAAAACGGGCAGAUGGAGCUGAAGCUGGAGUUGGAGCUGCUGGUGGAGUUGAAGCUGGAGGUGGAGGUGGACGUGGAGUUGGAGAUCCGAGAUGGCCACGGCUACUUAGGAGAACCAGGCAGAACCAUGGAGCAGCAGCUUAACUUUUAACCGCACAGAAGUCGACAUCGAUGCGCCAUGGCCACUUGAGUUGGUUACGGCCAAGCCAAGUAAUUAAAACGAGUCGAGAAAAAUCAGCCCAAAAAGAAAAUGGGAAUGGGAAUGGCAAUAGCAAUGGGCUGGGAAUCGCUGAGGGAAAAUGGGAACGGGAAUGGGAAUGGGAAAUGCUGCGCCACGUAACUGAAACUUCAGAGUCAAAGCGGCGCUCGGACAUUGCUCAUUUCGUCGUUUCGUAAUUAAUUAGUCUUAAAAGUUAAAUAGCCCAAAUGAUUUUGGACAGGCUACAAAGGCGGUGG
Messenger RNA from Drosophila yakuba, 1192 nucleotides. RefSeq lists its product as uncharacterized. The transcript has a single exon. The record is from RefSeq and is a predicted model, not a curated record. NCBI's taxonomy places the organism in Eukaryota, Metazoa, Arthropoda, Insecta, Diptera, Drosophilidae. The coding region runs from base 720 to 887 and encodes 55 amino acids.